This is a messenger RNA of Closterium sp. NIES-67, 277 nucleotides long. The record is from the annotation of a GenBank genome assembly. NCBI's taxonomy places the organism in Eukaryota, Viridiplantae, Streptophyta, Zygnematophyceae, Desmidiales, Closteriaceae.
UCUUGGGCUUCUUCUCCGGCAGCACUGCGCGCCGAGGCCUGGCGGAGUGCGCGUGCGGAGGGAAGAGGAGGGAGAAGGGAGGGGAGAGCAGGAAGGUGGGGAAGAGGGAUGGGGUGGGGGUGGGGAUGGGGGUGGGGGUGGGGGUGAGGGUGGAGAUGGGGGUGGGGGUGGGGGUGGGGAUGGGGGUGGGGGUGGGGGUGGGGGUGGGGGUGGGGGUGGGGAAUUGCGCAGCACGAAAGGGAAAAAGAUAGAGACGGCGCGCACUUGGUAUCAUCGU